AUUUUUACGGGCAGGCAGGCCACAUCCCCGAGUCCAGCGGCUUCCUCGACGACGACGACGACGACGCGCUGCCCCUCCCCACGCGCCUCAAAGGUCCCUUAUCCUCCACCGACGUGACCGCCCUCGCCUGCGGUGACUUCCACACCGUCGCGCUGACGCAUGCGGGGACGGUGUACACGUGGGGCGGCGGGGCGUUGGGGCAUGGAACGGAGUAUCAUGAUUCGAACGCGUACUGCUGUGCUGGCUGUACCUGUUGGGGAUGGAAGUGGAAGUGGGAGUGGGAAUGAGCAGCAGCCAGCGGAACUCUACGCAUGGGGCCACCUCGGCGCGCACACCGCCCUCAGCCCCGUGCUCAUCUCCCACGUCCUUCAACACCCCUUCAUGAACAACGCCGCACAUAUCGAGGCUAUCGCAGUGGGGGACGGCGUCGUCGGGAUCGUUGGGGUCGAGGAUACUCAACAACGUCGAUGCCUCAUCUUUGGCACAACACCGACAACCGACCCCGCAACAGGCAUAAAACCACCCGAUUACCCCGAAACCCGCCCCAACCCGCGUCUGGCAGAGGUAUGGGACGCCCCGCCCGUCGCGGACGUGUUGCUGGACGCUGUGCCAGUCAGAAAGAUAGCAUGUGGUGCCGAUUUUGGGGUCGCGUUGCAUGAGGGCGGGACGUUGGCGUUGUUCGAUAUCGGCCGGGAGGGUGCGGAGAGUCGAGAAGUGCUCACGGACGUAGCGGACGUAGCCCUCUCACCCACCUCAUUACUGGUACUGAAACGGGACGGGAGUAUCGUCGCGUGGGGUGCUGCCGCCGCUGCUGCCGAGACAUCCCCACCACCGGAAUCAAAACCCCAAAUGAAGACGAAAUGGUACUGGCCGUUCGGGUCCGGCUCGACUUCGACGGGGAGUGAUGCUGGGAGUGGGCUACACCCGCGUAUUACGGCGGUGAGGAUUACUGGGUCGCCGCCACGAGUUGUUGCAAGGAUGACUGGGGAACCCCAGGCGACAAGGGUUGAGGCGGGGUGGGAUCAUUUUGCGGUUUGGUGAACAUAAGUGGACCUGAAAUCAGAGGAGAACGAUGUCAGUAAUUCGACAUCAUCCCCGUCCUGUGGUGGAAAGUAUACCUGGUGACGGGCGUAGUUUGACAAAUAUAGAAUAGAAUGCUCGGAAACCG
Fimicolochytrium jonesii is the source of this 1168-nucleotide messenger RNA. RefSeq lists its product as uncharacterized. The record is from RefSeq and is a predicted model, not a curated record. Lineage: Eukaryota; Fungi; Chytridiomycota; Chytridiomycetes; Spizellomycetales; Powellomycetaceae. The coding region runs from base 160 to 1041 and encodes 293 amino acids. The transcript has 3 exons.